This is a messenger RNA of Closterium sp. Naga37s-1, 2121 nucleotides long. NCBI's taxonomy places the organism in Eukaryota, Viridiplantae, Streptophyta, Zygnematophyceae, Desmidiales, Closteriaceae. The record is from the annotation of a GenBank genome assembly.
AUGAGCACGGAAGCCCGCGGAAACGGCAUGGGAAAGGGCACAGAAACUGCGGAAACUGCAGCUCACGCGGGGAAGACCGCGGGAAGGCCAUGGGAGAUCCGACUGUCAGGCGGAGAAGAUGAGCGGAAAGGAGCGGCGGAGGGUGGUGAUGCGGCGGAGAACGGCGGGGAGAAGGCGGAAAAUGGCGGGGGGAAGACGUCCCCGGAGCAGCAGCAGCGGGAGCUUGGGCAGCAGCAGUCGGGAGAGGAGGCCGGGAGGGAUGAAAGCGGAGCCACGGACGAGGAGGAGGAGGAGGAAGAUAAGAUGUAUGGCGGAUUGUUGAAGCUUCGAAUGAAGAAGCUGUCCGUCAGCUUGAAUCAGCCGCGCAUGAGCGCAUGGGACCUUGACCGCGAGGGGGAAACGGCCCCCAGCGGGAAGGCGGGGGCCGGGGGGCGGGGGAAGGGCAGGGGGAAGGGCGAGGGGGAGGAGAAGGGGGAGGAGUCGGGGGCGGAUGGGCGGCAUGCGCCCGCGCAGAGCAGCACAGAUGACAUGGAACCUGUUGUGCUCACUCCCAGUGCUCGAUCGGCAACAAACUCGCCUCGGCACCACCACACACCCAAUGUUCGAUCUGCAGCCCACUCUCCCCGGCACUACUCCCCCAGCCUGACCAUCCGGUCCGGCCUGACCACGCCCAUGGGAUCGGCGAGAGGCUCGGCGGCGUUUAUGGUGGAUCAGAUGGUGGGGGACGCCUGGGAUGUGCUGCGCCGCUCCCUCGUGCUCUUCCGGGGGAAGCCCGUGGGCACUAUCGCUGCCAUGGACAACACAGAGUCGGCUCUCAACUACGACCAGGUGUUUGUGCGUGACUUUGUGCCCAGCGCGCUGGCCUUUCUGAUCAACGGGGAGCACAGCAUCGUCGAGAACUUCCUCCUCAAGACGCUCCGCCUGCAGGCGUGGGAGAAGCGAGUGGACGUGUUCACUCUAGGCGAGGGCGUCAUGCCCGCGUCCUUCAAGGUGCUGCACGACCCUAAGCGCGGCACGGACACCAUGAUUGCCGACUUUGGGGAGAGCGCUAUCGGGCGCGUGGCCCCGGUUGACAGUGGCUUCUGGUGGAUCUUCCUGCUGCGCGCCUAUGUCAAGGCCACAGGCGAUCAAGCGUUGGCGGAUUCGCCAGACUGCCAGAGGGGCAUGCGGCUGAUCCUGGACCUGUGUCUGGCGGACGGGUUUGACACCUUCCCCACGCUGCUCUGCGCUGAUGGCUGCUGCAUGAUUGACCGACGCAUGGGCAUCUACGGGUACCCGAUAGAGAUCCAAUCAUUAUUCUACAUGGCGCUGAGAGUGGCGCGGUCGCUGCUGAGGGCAGACCUGGCGAUAAACAAGGACCUGUUGGACCGCAUAGAUAAGAGGCUUAUCGCCCUCACCUUCCACAUGCGCACCUACUUCUGGCUGGACCACGAGCAGCUGAACAGCAUAUACCGGUACAAGACGGAGGAGUAUUCACACACGGCGGUGAACAAGUUCAACGUCAUCCCCGACUCCAUCCCCGACUGGCUCUUUGACUUCAUGCCGCUCAAGGGCGGAUACUUCAUUGGGAACGUCUCUCCCGCGCGUAUGGACUUCCGCUGGUUCACCCUGGGCAAUUGCAUUGCCAUCCUCUCCUGCAUGGCAACGAGCGAGCAGGCAGCAGCUAUAAUGGACCUUAUAGAGGAGCGCUGGGACGAGCUUAUUGGGGAGAUGCCGCUCAAGGUGACCUACCCUGCGUUGGAGGGGCAUGAGUGGAGAAUCACGACUGGUUGCGAUCCGAAGAACACACGGUGGAGCUACCACAAUGGGGGGUCGUGGCCGGUGCUGCUGUGGAUGCUCACGGCUGCGAGCAUCAAAGUGGGUCGCCCACACGUGGCGCGGCGGGCAAUCGACGUGGCGGAGAAGAGGCUCUCACAGGACAACUGGCCCGAGUACUACGAUGGGAAGCUGGGGCGGUAUGUGGGCAAGCAGGCGCGCAAGCAGCAGACGUGGAGCGUGGCGGGGUACCUAGUGGCGAAAAUGAUGCUGGAGGAUCCGAGCCAUUUGGGGAUGGUGGCAUUGGAGGAGGAGAAGAUGCUGCAGCAGCCGGUGAUCACUCGGUCGCACUCUUGGAAGCUCUGA